AUGAGGUUACUGCCUGCAAAAUGGGGUACAGUGCAGAGUCAGCGACAAGUAUGGUUCAGAGAUUGCAAUGGAAGUGAUGUUGCCGAUUAUGAGCUUCAGAAUGUGGAUCUAUCCGGUGGAGUUCUUGUCUUGCGAAAGUGGACCCAAAACGACUUCAACAACGCAAAUUUCCUAUCUUUGUCCACGUUACUGAGUCAAAGUGCAGCAAAACUACAAACCGUCAAGGUUGAAGGUGUGUCUCAAUCGUCACCAGAAUAUCUCGCGUUUCUGAUUGCAGCGUGCACGAAAGCUCAUGAGGUACAGCUCAAGUCGUGUACUUUGAGCGAUACGGUUUGCACUUGCUUGAUGUCCAGCAUGAUGAAUUCGUAUGGUAUCAAAGAGUUGACUAUAAGUUUUCGCACUCGAAUGGCGUCAGCGAAUCAAGCACGAUUGCUCUUCCAGGGGGUUGCAUUGUCAACUUCGAUCCAGAAACUAGACCUGUUCUUCGACUUUGAGGAUAUGGAGGAUUCCGGGAUUGCACUUGUACAAGCCUUCGAGACGAAUCAAAGUCUCACUUCAUUCUCAUUAUAUUCACGGAGUUUGAAUAGUGAUUUCAUUCUUGAGAGCAUCAUUAGAGCCGCUGUGAAUAAUGUGACUCUUGAAACGUUGACCAUUAAUGCGCCACACAGUAUUCGGCAUGGUACUCGAAGACUUUCAUUGUCCGCCUUGCACGAGUGCUUGUGCCGAGACGAUUGCUCUGUUCAAGAGCUGACAUUAGAGAGCAUUUUGCUGGAUGGUGACAUGGGAGACAAUAGCAUACUGCAGAAUUCAUCGCUCAAGGCAAUGAAACUCCGCGGCCGAGCAAAUGUAACUUGUUCUCAAGUUGUCAAGUUUGCCAAAUCCUUCACGUGUUUGGAAAAUCUGGAUAUCGACUUCGAACCAUAUUCGGACCUUACGUCACUGGGUGAGCUACUACUCGGAGAAGGGUCUACACUGCAAAGUUUGAAGCUUUUCGUUCAACCGAAAGCUGGCAUGGACGAAAACUGGCAAGAAUUCUUCCAAAAACUACCGAAAAUGAAGUCUCUAAGAAACUUGGAUCUCCCUCGCGAAGUCGUCCGGUCAGAGGCAUGUAGAAGUGCACUUUUGAAUGCGAUGUGGCUCAAUAGUAGCAUUGAAAACAUGAAUCUCUUGAAGAACCUUGGACGCGUAAGUCCCUGGAGCGAUGCAGAGGAUGAAACGUUCGCUGAGUUCUUUUGCCAGAUAUCGCACCUUUUCAGCGUAAAUAGAGGUGGGCGGAGAUAUCUUCAGAACAAGCCUUCAGAACAACCACUGCCGCAAAAUCUUUGGCCACUUGUUCUGCAACGAGCGAUGGGAAUCGACUAUAUCUCUGAUUACCAUAAAUCGAAAUAUCCGAAGCUUCAAUCCCUGGAGUUUGAUGCUAUUUAUUGGCUACUACGAGAGAAGUUGUUCACUUGA
Molecule: messenger RNA, 1455 nt
Organism: Cylindrotheca closterium
Lineage: Eukaryota; Bacillariophyta; Bacillariophyceae; Bacillariales; Bacillariaceae
Source: the annotation of a GenBank genome assembly